Sebastes umbrosus (honeycomb rockfish) is the source of this 4094-nucleotide messenger RNA. RefSeq names its product ADP-ribosylation factor-like protein 4C. Gene Ontology annotation, biological process: endocytic recycling; intracellular protein transport. The coding region runs from base 989 to 1573 and encodes 194 amino acids. The record is from RefSeq and is a predicted model, not a curated record. NCBI's taxonomy places the organism in Eukaryota, Metazoa, Chordata, Actinopteri, Perciformes, Sebastidae. Gene Ontology annotation, molecular function: GTPase activity; GTP binding. Gene Ontology annotation, cellular component: cytoplasm. The transcript has a single exon.
UGGGUCUACUUUUAUUUGUUAUUAUCUCUACAUACAGUACAGUAUGAGCAUUCUGAAGCUGAUGUGUUUAGAAGUUUCACCAGGAGGUGUCCUCAGACUUCCAGCAGCUCAGUGCGCAGAGGAAGCACUAAAGCAUAAAACAGGAGUGAAUACUGUUCAAAAUAAAAGCCUCUUUCACCCUACCGGUGAUGCAUUACGGAGAUGUUGAGAGAUCAGAACAGGAGAUGCUUUUAUUUUUGAUGCAACCGGAAGUUUUAUUUUGUAUUUUUCUGCAGGAGCUUGAUGCAUCUUUUCAUGGCAACAUUUAGAGGCGUCACACACCAUCACGUGUGUGUGUGUGUGUGUGUGUGUGUGUGUGUGUGUGUGUGUGUGUGUGUGUGUGUGUGUGUGUGUGUGUGUGUGUGCGUGUGUGUGUGUGUGUGUGUGUGUGUGUGUGUGUGUGCGUGCUAUUACAUCUACGCACUUGGGUGUACACAGACAGAUGCAGAGACAUGAAAUGACAUUUGGUCACGCGUAAUUUACGCAUUUUGGAAAGCGUUACGCACGGUGAAUGCACCGCCGUGAGAGUGAUGAUUUGACUGUUUUCUGGACGCCCUGGUGCUGUUGGAGUGAGUCCAGUCCAGGGAUGCUGCAGGAUGUCUGGCUGCCGGAGUGCCUCCGUGCAAUGAGAGGCUGCACCCUCCACAUCUGCUGAACAGGAGAGGCGCGGAUCAGGCGUCUAUGGAUCACUCCUCCUGGGACAUUUAAGCAUCUCCUUGCUGGGACUGUGUUGAGUGCAUACUGCUCCUCCUGCAGGGUGCUGUUGGAGUGAGUCCAUGCAGGGAUGCUGCAGGAUGUCUGGCUGCAGGAGUGCCUCCGUGCAAUGAGAGGCUGCACCCUCCACAUCUGCUGAACAGGAGAGGCGCGGAUCAGGCGUCUAUGGAUCCCUCCUGGAAGAUUUAAGCAUCUCCUUGCUGUGCAUACUGCUCCUCCUGCACGGUGCUGCAACAUGGGGAACAGUUUUUCCAAUUUGGGUGCCUUCCAGUCCUUGCACAUAGUCAUGCUCGGCUUGGACUCUGCAGGCAAAACCACCGUGCUGUACCGGCUGAAAUUCAACGAGUUCGUCAACACGGUGCCCACCAUCGGCUUCAACACGGAGAAGAUCCGGCUCGGCGGUGCAGGGGCCUCCAGGGGCAUCAGCUGCCACUUCUGGGACGUCGGUGGCCAGGAGAAACUGAGGCCACUGUGGAAGCCAUACAGCCGCUGCACGGACGGCAUCGUGUACGUGGUGGACUCCGUGGACGCAGAGAGGCUGGAGGAGGCCAGGACCGAGCUGCACAAGAUCACCAGGUUCUCGGAGAACCAGGGGACUCCUCUGCUGGUCAUCGCCAACAAGCAGGACCUGCCCAGGGCGCUGGAUGUCGGGGAGAUAGAGAGGCAGCUGGCUCUGGCUGAGCUGAGCCCCUCCACACAGUACCACGUCCAGCCAGCCUGUGCCAUCAUAGGAGAGGGGCUGGAUGAGGGCAUGGACAAGCUGUAUGAGAUGAUAGUGAAGAGGAGGAAGUCACUGAAGCAGAAGAAGAAGAGGCAGUGAUGGCAGAUGUUCCUUACUAGAGAAAUAUAGAACUUUGCAUAGCAGAUAAAAGUAUGAAUAUUAUUAUCACCACUGAAACAUUGCAAGUCUCCAUAGAAAUAUAUUUAUAGUGAUGCUACAUGAGCUACAGUAUAUUGUCACUCUAAACUCAAUAGGAUAUAUGAAUGUUAUAGAGGGACACAAUGAAGGCAAAGCUGUCUGAUCUCCCAUUUACCAACAUUUUAAUAUGCAAAGAACAGCUAGACAAAUAUAAAUAUGAAUGACAUAAACUCACAAAACAAUCAUAAUCUCAAAUUUCUGGGAAAAUAUAUUGAUACUUUGCCUUGUUCAACUGUUUUAAGCCUCUUGACAGGCAGAUUGUGUCCCUGUGGGUGAGUUCCUGAUGUAGGAAUAUGAAUAGGACAGUUUCAUUAGGGAUGCCAAGCAGAGAUGUUUUGUACGGAUCUACUGGCAGAGCGCCCUGUGCCUGCUGUGUUGUGCUGUGCACAGAUGUGAGACUGUUGUAAAUGUGGUUAGGGAUGCACUGAUGCUGUGAGAUGGUGUUACACCAAAGAUGAUUCCCCUGAGACUCUCUAUCUCUUCCAUCCUCCAUUGUUUUGUUAUUUACAACCCUCCCAGCCACGCUGAGGUGGAAAUGUGUUUAAGAUAAGGCCGAGACUACAACCGUGACUCUUUGUCGAGGUUCUGGAGGGUGCUUAGUCUAAAUAGUCAAGUUAACUCAUAAGGUCACUGAAGUCUCAACAUUAUAGGAAUAUUUUUUUCAGAAUCUAACUUUUGCAGCAUUGUGGCUCAACAAAGCAGAUUGUUCACAGGGAUAAAAAAAAGGGCUCGAUGUUCGUUGCUCACAGGUUCUUAAGCUACAUUUUUGGAAGAUCUUACUGUAUAUGUUGCAUUUGAUGCAAUUAUGUGUGGCAUUGAUAUCAAGGAAACAAGCAAUUUUAGAAAGACAUUUGCAAUGGUUCAAGAUUCUGAAAUUAACCCCCAUUGUGCACUUUGCCCAUGAGAAACAUCCAGUGAUCAUAUCUCCUCCAGAAGCCAUAUAGGAGUUGCUGAGCUCUGUGAACAGCUGAUUUUGUGUCUACAGAGCUCAAUCAAUGCCUGUCUGUCUGAUUUUAACUGUUCACCUUGGAUCUACAACAAGCUUUUUCAACUUUACAUGUACAUGUAGCACUCUGUUUUUAGCCUGGGUGCAGCGUCACCACGUUUCUUCCAAGAAAAGUAACAACUAGUUGCUAAAUAAGUCACCAGUGGAUACCAUGUGUUAGUUUAUAGCUGCAUAAACUGUAUUUGCUGCAGCCAAUUAGAGCUCACAAGUCUCCAGCUGCAGUCAUUUGCUGGUCUCGUCUUUUAGAUAUGGGGAUAUCGAAACACAGAUAAUGUUAGCUGUCUAUAUUAUCCGUGCACCAGAUUCCCAUUGGACCUUCAUGAUGGAGGUGUAAAGAUUAGUGACAUGGCUGCAAAGUUUCAUACACAUUCUCUCAUUAGCAGUGUUCAAAAUAAUUCUUUGUUGAAAUGACAGUGCCAUUUUAUAGUUGCAUCUCAUAAUAGGCUACCAAGCAAAUGAACGUCAAGUGGUGCAAACCACCAUCAUGCACUGCACAUGACUUGAAAAGUGUUUCCCCCGACAACUUACAAGAAAACACUAUGUAGUCGUGAUUUUGGGCCCAAGACUCUCUGGACAACUUCUGAUUAAUCCCUAAUAAAUAGUUUUGGUAUCAGCGUUAUUAGUGUGGACCUGCUGGCAGUGACGAGGAACAAAGUGUCUUCCUGUAACCAUGAUGUGGUAAAACAAACGGGCUGGAACCUGUUCUGCUGCUCCUCAAAAUGAAAGUUGUACGUGUAGUUGAAUGACGAUGAACCAAAAUGUGCUGUGUGGGAGAGUUUUUUUAAUCAGAUUAGUGCCCCUAAGUACCAGUCAAUCCCCAACCCUGACAAUGUUAACACAGUGUUAACACCCACAUGAUUGACAGCUUGCAGAAUAGUUUGUAAAAAGUCGCAGAAAUUAGCAUUUUGUCUUAACUAAGAGGACUGUUGAAUGUCUCACAUGGACUGUUGUCUCAUGCCGCGUUCACGUCAAAACAGAAGAAGAAAGAGGGUGGAAUUUUAUUGCUGCAGCUCGAUGUCCACGAAAUAAUAAAACUUUAUGGAUUUAAAAUGAUAAAUUGCAGCAUGUUCCUCUUUUUUAAAGUAGAGUUGUGUAUUGAGGUUAAUUUGGUCAUCAUUUAAUAUCAUGGAAUGCUACAAAAACGCCCAUAAUGCCAUACAUAUAAUAACCACAAAGGGGCAGACAUGAAUGUUUAUUUCGCCGUUGGAAUAUUAUAUUUGCAACAUAAAUCCGACGUGAACGUGGCAUCCUCUUCCUGCAGUAAUCAGUGGAGCUGUGUUCAACAUUGCAUGACAGCCACUACUUCAGACAGUGUAAAUUAUAGUGUUACAGCCAAGAUGCAGCAACACCAAACAAUGUGUUACAUGCCAAAAUGGGAAACAAAGUAUUUUUGGGAUUAAACUCUUUGUAAUUGAA